AUGGAGAAAAAAAUCGGGGUGUUGGCCACCAUCUUCCUGGCGUCCUUCGUGGCGCUGGUGGUGGUGUGCAGGCAGAGGUACUGCCACCCCAAGGACCUCAGGCACCACUAUGACACCAAGCCCAUCGUGGACCUGAUGGGGACCACGGAGACACCAUCAGAGCCCUCAGAGCUGGAGCUGGACGACGUGGUCAUCACUAACCCCCACAUCGAGGCCAUCCUGGAGAACGAGGACUGGGUCGAGGAUGCCUCGGGUCUGGUGUCCCACUGCAUUGCCAUCCUGAAGAUCUGCCACACGCUGACGGAGAAGCUGGUGGCCAUGACCAUGGGCUCAGGUGCCCGUGUGAAGUCCCCAGCCAGCCUGGGUGACAUCAUCGUGGUGGCCAAGCGCAUCAGCCCCAG
Molecule: messenger RNA, 401 nt
Organism: Acanthisitta chloris (rifleman)
Lineage: Eukaryota; Metazoa; Chordata; Aves; Passeriformes; Acanthisittidae
Gene: TMEM98
Product: transmembrane protein 98
Exons: 4
Cellular component (GO): endoplasmic reticulum
Source: RefSeq, a predicted model, not a curated record